This is a messenger RNA of Gavialis gangeticus (Gharial), 1822 nucleotides long. It is a transcript of the gene FLACC1, whose product is annotated as amyotrophic lateral sclerosis 2 chromosome region candidate 12. The record is from RefSeq and is a predicted model, not a curated record. NCBI's taxonomy places the organism in Eukaryota, Metazoa, Chordata, Crocodylia, Gavialidae. Gene Ontology annotation, cellular component: cytoplasm. The transcript is spliced from 16 exons. The coding region runs from base 165 to 1400 and encodes 411 amino acids.
AUGGUGACAUGGGAAACUGACCUCGUCAGGAAGAAGGGGAAAUCUUAAGAAGAAAUAAUAUCUAUGAGAAACCAUGCUCUUUCUUUUUUAAAUAAACUUCAGGGGAUUCCCAGUCUUCUAAAAUGUCUGAACCCUGAGAGCUAAGCCAGCUGCUUUUGGAGAACAUGUCUCACUCCAUCUCUUCACGUUGUGCCUGUUGGGACCCUGGAAAUGUGAAGAGUAAAAGACUUAUAAAGGCCAAACAAGGCUUACAGAAUCUGAGACCAAGGUCCUCUCCACUAGGUGUGAUUUUAAAAGAUUGUAAUAAUCUCCCAUCUCCUGUACAACCUCCCAACAUACCAAAGAAAAUAUUUUCCACUAAAAAAGAUGGGUCUUCACAACGUCGGAGAGAACCUCCUGAUGCUUCAGUGGAGUUUGUAGAAAUCUCACCUGGCUACAAGUUCACUCGGAGUAAAGAACAUCUCUAUGUGACUCUAGGGGAGGGAUUUUUUGAAAGGAAAAGAACUGCUGAUGAACCAGCUCCACCUAUCACUCCAAGAGCCCCUGUGAAACUUGAGACGGAAGAUAUUGUUGCUGAUUUGGAGGAACAGGUUGCCCAGCUGACAGACAUGUUGGAGCAGCAAUGCAGAGAUCACAAGGCCUCUCAGAAACAGAUGGAAAAUGAGAUGGAAGAAAAAUGUAAUGAGAUUCAAAAGGAGCACGAGAAUAAGAUCAGGGAACUCCAAGAGACUCACAGUUCAGAACUUGCUGAAUUACAGGAAUGUUAUAGGAAAGAGCUGAGAACCGAGAGGGCGACUGCACAAGAAAAACUGGAGGGGUUGGAGAAGCAAUACAAAUACUUGAGGAAUGCAUUCCGGAUGUAUCAGGACAGCAUUUCUGAUGAAAUGGAGGAGAAGUGGCUGCGAAGGCAGGCAGAAUGGAAGAAGAGUGAGAGGACUGAGCGGGAGAAGGCACUGCUACAGCAAAAGCAGGCACUGAUGAAGAAUUUUACGAAAGAAAUAGAGGAAAUAAAGAAGUUACAUCAGGAGAAUAGUUCCAUGACAGAUAAACUCUACCAGCUAGAGAGAGAGGAGUUUAUUAAACAGCGCCAGGAAGAUAUGGCAACAAUAGAAGACUUGCAGAAGUGCAGGGAGAAGCUGGAAAUAGAUUUGAAGGAAAAGAAUAAAGCACUUGAAGCGCUCAGCUCAGCGCUGCACACCACCCAGUUGGAGCUUCAGAAUGAGAGAGCCAAUGUGCUAGCACUGGAGAGAAGUAUCCAGAGGAGAAUCUCGGUAGCUGAAGAAAAACUCGAAAUCAGUUCUGCAAACUUGGCAGUGGAAAAUAUCAGUCUGAGGCGCAAACUGACUGUAAAAAAUGAAGAAUCAUACACCCCAAGAAUCCAGAGGAAGAGUCAGACUUAAGAUCCCUCUACUGGGAAUAUGGCUUUGUUCCUAAGGGAAUCUAGUUGCUGAUGCACCAGCACAAUAAAAAUUAGUUUCCAGAUCCUCUCCAGAUCUGUAACUAUGGUCAGAUCUGCAAUCCUACAGUUUUCUAGGGAUUUUAAAACCACAUUCUUGUUCAGUAUUUAAGGUACCAACGUUUUUGUCCAAGCAUUCCCUUUCAUUCUCUAUCCUUUCUUGUUUCAAGCUGUAAUUUUUUUGUAAAACUGGAGAAACAUUACUUGGUAGUACAAAUACUGAUACACUUCUACCCAGGAAGUCAAAAUCCUCUCUUCACUUGAAUGAAGCUGUAAUGAGCAACUUACUUUGUUUUUGCUGACCUGUCUCAAUAUCGGUUACUGGUCCUCACCCAUGCUUAUAUUAAAACUCCUGGCUUCGCUACA